UUCUCUAUCUACCACACGGACCAGAAAAACAAUCCUGUGGAGACGGUAUGCAACAAGCGUUCCCUGCAUAUUUACCGUCACUCGAUGAACUACGCGUGGAGGAGCUAGCUAGGUUCUUGGCUUCCUUUCCUUCACACGACGACCGGGGGCUAUAAAUACUCGCGAUUAGCUAGGCCACUCAGCUCAUCCUCGUCGUCUCAUCGAUCGGGAAUUUUAGCUAAUCGCGAUUAGGCCAUUCAGCUAGCUCCUCCGACCCUCGUCUCAUCGAUCGGGAAUCAACAAUAUCUCAAUAAUAUAGCUACCUAGUACUAGGUGAUGCUUCUGGCCAGCUCGUCGUCGGCGGUCGUGAGCAUGAACGGCAGCGGCGAGGGCGACACGAGCUACGCCAACAACUCCAACUUCCAGCGUGUCAUCGCCUCCGUCACCAGGAAGGCCAGGCGGGACAUGGCCGCCGCGCUGUACUGCGCCCUGGGCCGCCCGGCCUCCCUGGCCAUCGCCGACCUGGGCUGCGGCACCGGGCCCAACGCGCUGCUCAUGGUGUCCGACGCCGUCGACGCCGUGCUGGCGGAGACCAACAACAACAAGGGCGCCUCGGCGGCGCCCCUGCCGCAGCUGCACGUCUUCCUCAACGACCUCCCCGCCAACGACUUCAACGCCGUCUUCCGCCUCCUCCCGUCGUCACCGCUCGCCGCCGCCGGCUGCCUCGUGUCGGCCUGGCCGGGCUCCUUCUACCGCCGCCUCUUCCCGGAGGCCAGCCUCGACUACGUGGUCUCCUCCUCCAGCCUCCACUUCCUCUCAAAGGCGCCGCCGAUGGCGCCGGAGCAUCUGAACCGGAGGCGCGUGCACGUCUCGGCGGCCGGCCCGGCGGCGGUGCUGGACGCGUACCGGGCGCAGUUCCACGCCGACUUCGUCGCCUUCCUCCGCUGCCGCGCCGCCGAGACGCGGGCCCGGGGCCUCCUCCUCCUCACCUUCGUCGGCAGGAGGAGCGCGCGCCCCACCGCACACGACUGCUACCUCUGGGACCUCCUCGCCGACGCCCUCAUGGACAUGGCCGCCGCCGGGCUCGUCGACGAGGAGCGGGUGCACUCCUUCAACGCGCCCUACUACGCGCCCUGCCCCGACGACCUCGCCAGGGUCGUCGCCGAGGAGGGCUCCUUCGCCAUCAGGACCAUGCACCUCUUCGACACCACGCGCUGCCACCUGCUCGCCGGCGGCGGCCGCUCUCACCCGCCGACUAGUAAUAGUAAUAAACACGACGGCGAAGGCGACGACGAGUUGCCGCGGUGGCUCGCCGCGGAGACGGCGGCCACCAUCAAGGCGGUCGUAGAGCCUAUGCUGCGGACCCACUUCGGCUGGGCCGCCAUGGACGGGCUCUUCUGCAGGUACCGCCUCCUGCUCGAGGCAUACUACCGCAGCAAGGCCACCAGGAACAAGGAUGACAUCACCAACGUCUUCCUCGUCCUGGAGAAGAAACAACGCUGCUACUAGCUAGCUCCCCCUUCGGCCGGCGGUGGAUUAUUCAGCCGGUCGAGGAUCUCUGGUUGGAUUGUUUGGAAGCGCGACGGCGGAUGCUGCACAUAGCCCUUCCCUUUUUUAUUUUUCAUUCGUGAUGUGUGGCGUCAAAUUAAAGUUUGAAACGCUAUAUAUAUUCAAAGCAGUGUAUCAUGAUUAUUUAAUAUAUAAAGUAUUUUAUAGGUUCGUGCC
Messenger RNA from Panicum virgatum (switchgrass), 1704 nucleotides. Its product is annotated as probable jasmonic acid carboxyl methyltransferase 2. The coding region runs from base 316 to 1488 and encodes 390 amino acids. The record is from RefSeq and is a predicted model, not a curated record. Lineage: Eukaryota; Viridiplantae; Streptophyta; Magnoliopsida; Poales; Poaceae. Gene Ontology annotation, biological process: methylation. The transcript has a single exon. Gene Ontology annotation, molecular function: S-adenosylmethionine-dependent methyltransferase activity.